AUGAAGACAGGGGCUCCAUGGGCUCGGGAGUAUAUAACUGUUGCCUACCCUAACCCUAAGGUGAACCUCUCCAGCCGCCAUGGGAGAAGUCAGCCACCACCACCUCCCUUCUGUUCGCUGUUCCAAUCAACGGAGAUUACUACCACCUCGCCAUUGAGUACCGCCGGCUGCUACGCUGCUAUGGAAGGUCGCUAUUGCGAUGCUGCUGCCGGAGAACCGCCGAGGGUCGAUGAAGACGGUGAGCCGUCAUUCGCCAAGGUGGCCUUUGCUGAGCUUUAUUGCCAUUGUUUUCCGCCACCACUGGUACCACCCUUCGCUGCUUGUUCUUCUUCGCUCGUAGCUCUGUGA
Messenger RNA from Lactuca saligna, 348 nucleotides. NCBI's taxonomy places the organism in Eukaryota, Viridiplantae, Streptophyta, Magnoliopsida, Asterales, Asteraceae. The record is from the annotation of a GenBank genome assembly.